Messenger RNA from Rotaria sp. Silwood2, 1545 nucleotides. The record is from the annotation of a GenBank genome assembly. Lineage: Eukaryota; Metazoa; Rotifera; Eurotatoria; Philodinida; Philodinidae.
AUGAGACUUAUUUUAAAUACUUGUUUGUACUAUCAAAAAGCUUUUUAUCGUAUUAGAUCUCGUCAGAUCAAUGAUACUGUUACUAAAUUACUUAGUUUAAAAAAAGAACAAUCUAAUCAUAGAAAAGAAAAUAUAAUAAAUAAUGAUAAAAUUCUUAAAAUACCACGAGGUACUCGUGAUUAUCAUCCAAAUCAAAUGAAAAUUCGUGAUGAAGUUUUUCGUACAAUAAUCAAUUGUUUUAAACAACAUGGUGCUGAUACAAUCGAUACACCAGUUAUUGAAUUAACUACACUUCUUAAAGAAAAAUAUGGUGAAGAUUCUAAACUUAUCUAUGAAUUAAAAGAUCAAGAUAAUGAAGAAACAUUAGCUUUACGUUAUGAUUUAACUGUACCAUUUGCACGUUAUAUAUCACAAAAUAAAAUUUCUACUAUGAAACGUUAUCAUAUAGGAAAAGUUUAUCGACUUGAUAGUCCAAAAAUGACACGUGGUCGUUAUCGUGAAUUUUAUCAAUGUGAUUUUGAUAUUGCUGGAAAUUAUGAUUCAAUGAUACCUGAUGCCGAAUGUGUUAAAAUUAUUGCAGAAAUUCUUGAUAAACUUGCUUUAGGACAAUAUAAAAUUUAUAUCAAUCAUCGUAAAUUACUCGAUGCUAUAUUUACUGUAUGUGGUGUACCAGAUAAACUUUUUCGUUCAUUAAGUUCAACUGUUGAUAAACUUGAUAAAAAUUCUUGGGAGGUUGUUCGAAAUGAAAUGAUAAAUGAAAAAGGUUUAUCACCGGAAGUAGUCGAUAAAAUAAGUCGAUAUGUUCACAUGCAUGGCAACGUGAAUCUAAUUGAACAACUUCGAAAUGAUCCACAAUUAUCUUCCGAAAAAUUAGCUAUUGAAGCUCUAAAUGAUCUUGAAUUAUUAUUUCGUUAUCUAACAUUAUUUAACGUUAUGGAUAAAGUUAUAUUUGAUUUAAAAUUAGCUCGUGGUUUAGAUUAUUAUACAGGUGUUAUAUUUGAAGCUGUUCUUACACAAUAUCAAUAUAAUUCACAAUUAGAUGAUGAUCAAGUAGCUGUUGGAAGUGUUGCUGGUGGUGGAAGAUAUGAUGAACUUGUAGAAAAAAUUGAUCCUAAACAAAGACGUGUACCUUGUAUUGGUGUAAGCAUUGGUGUUGAAAGAAUAUUUACUAUAAAAGAACAUCAAUUAACACAAUCAAAAAUUCAAUCAAAAACAAUUGAAACUGAAGUUUAUGUAGCGUCAGCAGAAAAAAAUUUCUUAGAAGAACGAAUGAAAUUAUGUACUUAUCUAUGGGAAAAUGGCUUUAAAACAGAAAUGGCAUAUAAAUAUAAUCCAAAAUUACUUGAUCAAUUACAAUAUUGUGAAAAAAAUCAAAUUGAAUUAUGUGUUAUUAUUGGUAGUUCAGAAUUAGAAGGUGGUACAAUAAAAAUUCGUGAUGUUAUCACACGAAAUGAGUUUGUAAUUCCACGAGAACAAUUAGCUGAUGAAAUACAUAUUCAUUUGAAGAAAGUUCGACAACGAUUAGCAGAAAAUAAACAGCAAUAG